AUGGAUGGACACGCUGGAGCUUCUCCAUCUCCGCCCAAGGGUUGCAUUCGGUUGCCAAAGGAAAUCGCCGCCAUGACUGCUCACUUCUUCGUAAUUUCAUACUUUGUGGCAGUCCUCUUUAUUUUGGUUUCAUGCAGUAUUGUACACGGCAUCACCAGGCACAUAUCUCAACCUCGCAUCAUCUCAGAAAUCAUCGUAGGGUUGCUAUACGGCAACUUGGGCCUGAGUAGGAUCAUAAUGCGCUUGAAGAUUGCUCGGACGUUGCACGCUAUCUCCGAGUUGGGCAUGGUUUGCUACAUGCUUGUUUUAGGCCUGGAAAUGGAUCCUUCUGUGCUGUUUCGUCGGCCAACCCGCGAAGCCAUGGUAGCUUACAGCGGAAUGCUCUCAACUUUCAUCGUUGCUUGCUUGGUGGCUCCAUUGCUCAGUCUAGCAAAGGAGCCAAUCAUGAUCAAAUUCAUCAUAACCCUUGCGGUCGCCCUCUCCGGUACAGCUUCCCCACUCCUGACGCGACUGAUAACCGAGCUCAAGAUUGGAAAGUCGGAAAUUGGACGGCUUGCGGUUGGUGCAGGAAUGCACACAGACAUGGUCUCCUUGAUCCUUAUUUCCUUUGGUCUCAUUAUCUAUCCGACAAGCCAGAUGGGAGUCUAUUUUUCGGAUUUUCUGUUCCUCGUAUUUGCAAUGAUCAUCCAGAUUUUUCUUAUGGUGAAAACGUUGCCCCGCUUCGUAAGAUGGAUCAACGACAAUAACCCAGAGGGGAAGGCCAUGAAAGCCACUCACUUGGUGCUUGCAAUCACUGUAAUUGUAAUAGUCUGCUGCUUUGGUCCACUUGCUGCAGUUAGUCCCAUCAUUAACUCCUUCGUGACGGGCCUGAUAAUUCCGAGAGCGGGGAGAUUAUCCAAGAUGAUGACCGGCAAGCUGAACUACUUCUUGGGAGUGCUCUUUUAUCCGAUCUACUUCUUUUGGGUGGGAAUGCAAGCUAAUCUCAAACAUUUUAAGGCCAACGAUCUGCGUACAUGGUCCGAUCUAAUUCUCAUCUUCCUAAUUGCGACUGUAGGAAAAGUCUCCGGAACGGUGGUUUCCGGCAAGAUAUUAGGGUAUAAUUGGUCGGAGUCAAUCGCACUGGGGUUGCUUCUGAACAUCAAAGGGCAUUUUCAUAUCUACUGUUCUAUGAUGGCCUAUGAAGUAGGAGCGAUUUGUGCUAGCAACUUCAUGCAGAUUAUACUCGCAACCGUGCUGACCAUAGUCUACAUCCCCCUGGUGGUGGCAUUCAUCGUAAGUCGUGCACGAAAGCGUUCGCAGGUCCAACACAUGACACUUCAGUGGCAAGAUCCACUGAGCGAAAUACGUAUGCUGCUGUGCCUCCACGGGCCUCACAAUGUGGCCAGUGCUAUCAACAUCAUGGAGGUCUCUCGUGGAGCGGUGAAGUCAAAAGCCACUGUUUUUGCCACCGAAAUGAUCGAGCUCAAUGCGCAUACCGCGGCGACGCUCGGCGGCGGGAAGGAUGCGGACGCCGUGACUGUGUUCGAUGAGGCAGUCAUGAACCAGCGAGAGCAGAUAGCAAAUGUAUUGCAAAGAUACAUGGCUAAGAGUGGUAAGGGGAUCCACCUCCACCGGGUAAUCGCCCUCUCAACAUUCGAUAACAUGCACAGAGACAUCUGCAACAUAGCCGAGGACGUGGUGGCUUCUUUCAUCAUCUUGCCCUUCCACAAGAAUCUAAAGCUCGACGGGAGGGUGGAGAAAAAUCUCGCUGGCUACAGGCAUGUUAACCGUAAGGUUCUACGACACGCCCCAUGCUCUGUGGGAAUACUCGUCGACAAGGGACUCCAAAUGAAAAACAUCAAGGAUUCGGGUUCGCAUCCAUCCCUCAACGUUGCCGUAAUCUUCAUCGGAGGCAGAGAUGAUUGGGAAGCAUUAGCCUACGCCAGUCGUGUGUCACUACACCCUGGAGUCAACCUCACCGUCAUUAGAUUCCUACACGACUCCAAAGAUCAGACAGGCUCGAUCCGGGGUAGCAGCUUGCGUUUCUCUGAAUCCUUCAGAGAGAUGGAAGAGAUGGAAGAGGAGAUGAAGCUGGACAAUGAAUAUUUUGCCCAGUUUUACGAGAGGCGUGUAGCCACAGGCCAGGUUGGGUACGAGGAGAGGUACGUAGUAAAUUCGGCCGAGAUGGUUUAUAGGUUACGACGAAUGAAGACGUCCUACGAGCUCUUCAUUGUGGGGCGUGGGGGCGGGGUAAAUUCCAUUUUGACGGUAGGGAUUGAUAAGUGGCAGCAGUUUCCAGAGUUGGGCCCCAUCGGGGAUAUGCUCUCCUCUAAUGACUUUUCACACAAGGCCUCUGUGUUGAUCAUACAACAGCAUACUCAUAAGAGGAGUGUUAAAGAGGAUGUUAACGAUGAAAUUUUGGUUUAA
Nelumbo nucifera (sacred lotus) is the source of this 2406-nucleotide messenger RNA. Its product is annotated as cation/H(+) antiporter 28. Gene Ontology annotation, cellular component: endomembrane system; membrane. NCBI's taxonomy places the organism in Eukaryota, Viridiplantae, Streptophyta, Magnoliopsida, Proteales, Nelumbonaceae. Gene Ontology annotation, biological process: regulation of pH; proton transmembrane transport. Gene Ontology annotation, molecular function: antiporter activity. The record is from RefSeq and is a predicted model, not a curated record.